AUGGGCGAGACGAACAAACUGCGCAUCGGCUAUGUACCGGAGCACUUUGCAGCUCCGCUGCACCACCUCGCUGCCACUGACUGGGGCAAGCAGAACAUCGAGCUGGUCUCGCAACCUUCGGGGACAGGUCAGAUGCUGACGUCGCUCGACGCGUCGGAGACCAACGGACAAACGAUUGAUGUAGCCGUCGCUCUCACCGAAGCGCUGAUCACGGGCAUUGCCAAAGGACGAAGCGACUACAAGCUCGUGGGCUCAUACGUACGCACUUCGCUCAACUGGGCGGUGAUCACGGGUACGCAACCGUAUGCGUCGUCGUACAACUCGAUCGACGAUCUAAGGCGAACCAAGAUCGGCAUCUCUCGCAUCGGCAGUGGAAGUCAGAUCAUGGCUAGCGUCAUGGCGUUGCAGCACGGAUGGAACACGAGCGCUACGAGCGGUGCUGGUGCCGAGCUCGAGUUCAAAGUCAACGACACUUUUCAGAAUCUGCGCGAUGGUGUCAACGGCAAAGAGGGCGCACAGACGAGCUGUUUCAUGUGGGAAUGGUAUACCACCAAGCCCUACGUCGACUCGGGCGAGCUGAGAUUUAUCGGCAACGUCCCCACACCCUGGCCUAGUUGGACGAUCGCUGCUUCGUCCAACACUGCCCUGGCGCCUCACCACGCGGUCUCUAGCAUCCUUCCCGAUUUCCUCAACCGACUGCAACAGAGCAUCCGAGACUUUGCCAACCCUGAAACCAGACAGAACGGAAGCGCCCUGCAAUGGAUCGUUGCACACCACCAGUACAAGCAGCAAGACGUGCAGAGCUGGUUGGACACCGUCAGGUGGGCUGGUGAGCAAACACCCAAUCCGACCUCGCUCAAGCUUCCCAGCACCGGACAGAAUACAUCCACUACCACCAUCUCGAGCCAAACAAUCAAAGACACGCUCCACGUUCUCGAAAACGCUGGUGUCGUCAAUGCCGAUAUCGCCGUUCACGCGUUUGUCGACUCUGAAAGUCGUCUGGUAGAGUAA
Messenger RNA from Mycosarcoma maydis (corn smut), 1011 nucleotides. RefSeq lists its product as uncharacterized. The transcript has a single exon. The record is from RefSeq and is a predicted model, not a curated record. Lineage: Eukaryota; Fungi; Basidiomycota; Ustilaginomycetes; Ustilaginales. Bases 1 to 1011 code for a protein of 336 amino acids.